Messenger RNA from Sparassis crispa, 606 nucleotides. RefSeq lists its product as hypothetical. The coding region runs from base 1 to 606 and encodes 201 amino acids. The transcript has 2 exons. Gene Ontology annotation, molecular function: transmembrane monodehydroascorbate reductase activity. NCBI's taxonomy places the organism in Eukaryota, Fungi, Basidiomycota, Agaricomycetes, Polyporales, Sparassidaceae. The record is from RefSeq and is a predicted model, not a curated record.
AUGCGGUGGCCUCUGCAUGAUCAACUCGCAAUAGCGCACGCGCUUUUCGCCUGCAUCGCUGUGCUCUUCACGAUGCCAAUCGCACUCCUGGCUGCGCGCUAUCUCCGGCAUGGUCCUCGCUGGUUCCGCAUACACGUUAUUUUCAAUGGCAUUACGACCUUCCUUGUGAUCCUAGUCUUUGGCCUCGGCAUGGGUGCUGUUAGCACGCAGAAUUUGGGAACUCAGUUUAACGGUCCCUAUUCGGAUUUGCAUCACAAGCUCGGCCUUACGAUAUUCAUCCUCGUUCUCGCGCAGACCAUUCUCGGUAUCUUUUCGCACUACUACCCUGGUGGACACAUUUCGCGCCGCGUGCACGUCGCGUUUGGUACCAUCGUCGCCGCGGGAAUGAUUUGGGAGACGUGGGAGGGCUUGCACAACGAGUGGGCUGAGAUGAGCGUCUCGAUGACCGUGACGCCCCAGGGAGUACAGAUCGUGUUUUGGGCGGUGUUUAUGGUGCUGGCCAUUGCGUAUGGAGCGGCGGUUGGGCAAGUUGCGCUGCGCAAGGUUGCGGUGCAAACGUAUGAGGAUGUGAAGUCGGACGAGAAGCUCCCAAUUUCUGUACCAUGA